Esox lucius (northern pike) is the source of this 3137-nucleotide messenger RNA. RefSeq names its product glucan (1,4-alpha-), branching enzyme 1a (gene gbe1a). The record is from RefSeq and is a predicted model, not a curated record. Gene Ontology annotation, biological process: glycogen biosynthetic process. Gene Ontology annotation, molecular function: 1,4-alpha-glucan branching enzyme activity; hydrolase activity, hydrolyzing O-glycosyl compounds; cation binding. The transcript has 17 exons. Bases 286 to 2370 code for a protein of 694 amino acids. Gene Ontology annotation, cellular component: cytoplasm. NCBI's taxonomy places the organism in Eukaryota, Metazoa, Chordata, Actinopteri, Esociformes, Esocidae.
CCUAAGGCGAGUUCUGCUUCAAAACUAAAAUGACGUCAACCCAAUUAAGCAAAUGUAGCCGAUUAAAGAGCAGGACUGUGUUUUCACACACAUAAGUGAUUGCAACAAUCUAGUGUCCCACGCCGCACCCGAAUUCACCGAGUACAGACCGGUGCCCCUCUGCUCAACCUAAACGAAUCCGCCUUGCGUGUUUGUCACCCGGCCCCCUGACACACUCACACUCACCCACCACGUGUUGUAUGUUGUUGUAAACUAGAGCUCCUGAUUCAAGUCACGCAACGGAAGAUGGCGGACCAUUCGAAACACGAAGAAUUCACGGAGCUGCCAGACCUUAGCGACUUUCUCGGAGAGGACCCCUACCUAGCACCAUACCAACAAGACUUGUGUCGAAGGUAUCAGCUGUUCACUAAGAGUUUGUGUAAUCUGGAGGAGGCUGAGGGCAGUAUCGAUGUCUUCACCAGGAGCUACGUGUUCUAUGGAGUACACCGACAAGCUGACAACAGCCUGAUGUUCAGAGAGUGGGCUCCUGGAGCACAGGCUCUGUACCUCACUGGAGACUUCAAUGAAUGGAACAGCAGGUCCCAUCCAUACACCAGCAAGGAGUAUGGGAAAUGGGAGCUUUCCAUCCCUCCGAAGACAGAGAGUUCACCUGCCAUCCAACACCGCUCCAAACUCAAGCUAGUGGUGCUGACAUCAGAAGGGGAGGAGUUAUACCGGAUCUCUCCAUGGGCCAAGUACUGUCACCAAUCCCCGGACUCCAACACUUAUGACUGGAUACAUUGGGACCCGUCCAAACCUUUUGUGCACCAACACCAGCGUCCCAAGCGGCCCAGGUCUCUGAGAAUCUAUGAGGCUCAUGUCGGCAUCGCCUCGCCAAAGGAGGAGAUCGCCACCUACACCAAUUUCACCCUCAAUGUCUUGCCGAAGAUCAAAGACCUGGGUUAUAACUGUGUCCAGCUGAUGGCCAUCAUGGAACAUGCAUACUACGGAAGCUUUGGAUACCAGGUCACCAACUUCUUUGCUGCAUCCAGUCGUUUUGGUACCCCAGAGGACCUGAAGAGGUUAGUGGACACCGCCCACUCCUUGGGGAUCACUGUACUAUUGGAUGUGGUCCAUAGCCACGCCUCUAGCAACACGGCUGAUGGGCUGAACAGGUUUGAUGGGACCGACUCCUGCUUCUUCCACUCCGGACCCAGGGGACACCACAAACAGUGGGGCUCACGCCUCUUCAACUACCAGAGUUGGGAAGUAAUGAGGUUCCUUCUGUCUAACCUGCGGUGGUGGAUGGAAGAGUAUCUUUUCGAUGGAUUCAGGUUCGACGGUGUCUCCUCCAUGCUCUACCACCACCACGGCAUUGAUAUGUCUUUUUCUGGUGGGUACAGUGACUAUUUUGGGAUGCACGUUGAUGAGGAUGCCAUCAUCCAACUAAUGCUCUCCAACCAUAUCCUACACACAUUCUAUCCUGACUGUAUUACCAUCGCUGAGGAUGUGUCAGGUAUGCCAGGAUUGUGUAAAUCUUUGAAGAAGGGAGGACUGGGGUUCGACUACCGACUCAACAUGGCUGUACCCGACAAGUGGAUUCAGAUAAUGAAAGAGUUGAAGGAUGAAGACUGGGACAUGGGUAACAUCGUCUACACGCUGACCAAUAGGAGAAAGGGGGAAGGAUGUAUCUGCUAUGCUGAGAGCCAUGACCAGGCCCUGGUGGGUGAUAAGUCCCUGGCGUUCUGGCUGAUGGAUAAGGAGAUGUACACCAACAUGAGUUCCCUGGUCCCCAUGACACCCGUCAUCGACCGGGGCAUUCAGCUCCACAAGAUGAUCCGCCUCAUCACUCAGGCACUGGGCGGGGAGGGAUACCUCAACUUCAUGGGCAAUGAGUUUGGUCAUCCAGAGUGGCUGGACUUUCCCAGGAAGGGUAAUGAUGAGAGUUACAGGUUUGCCCGUCGUCAGUAUGACCUGUUGGAGCCUGAGAACAACCUGCGCUACACUCAGCUGUACGCCUUUGACAGAGACAUGAACCGCGCCGAGGAAAAAUAUGGAUGGCUUGCCUCAGAAAAGGUUUUGGUGACCACAGCGGAUGAGAAGGACAAGGUGAUCGUGUUUGAGAGAGCCAACGUCCUGUUUGUGUUCAACUUUCACCCCAGUAACAGCUACAGCAACUACAGGGUGGCUGCCAGCCAGGGAAGAUAUUGUAUCCAGCUGGACAGCGAUGCAGAGCAGUACGGAGGUCAUGGCCGACUGGAGACCAGCACUGAAUUCUUCACCCAGCCGGAAUCCUUCAGAGGUGUCAACGGCCAAUGGAUGCCUCACUCCAUGAAGGUCUACAUUCCCUGCCGGACAGUGAUCGUUCUGGCCAAAGAGGACAUAGAAUAGUGUUCAUAAGUUAUAGGGCUUAGGUUAGCAAGGAGGUGGGCUGUUGUCCUGUUGGCUGGAUGGUGGAUGGUACCAGGCAUCGCUGAACUGAAACUCCCGUACCAACUGGAACCGCCAUCCCAGCAACCACUAGUCCAGAGGACUAUGACAUCACCCUUCUGGUGUUCCAGGGAUGUCCGAAGGACAAUGACAUCACCUUCUUGUGUUUCAUUUUGUUUUCCAGGUUAGUCAUAGCAAAUGAUACAGCUUUAAGCAGUUUAAAGUGUUCCAGGGCAUUUCAGUAAAAGUUACACACCCACACACUGGGCAUCAUUAAUGUAAAGGAUCCAAGUGACUUUAAGUGUCUGACUUGUCUUAGAUAUGCAUAAAUGCCUUGAUUACCCACCCCCACAAGGCUCGGUGGUUGUACACUAGAUAGCAGAGUGCACACUGGUCUGCCAUUUUGUGUCUUUUUAAUGUGUAGGACAACAGAAAAACAGUUACCAUUUUGUGUCUCUUUAAUGUGUAGGAGAACAGUAGAAAUGUAAUACAAUUUUUAUUGUGUCGGACAGAAGAAAACAGUCACCAUUUUGUGUCUCUAACGUAUAGGAGACCAGUAGAUAACAGUUACCAUUGUGUCUUUACAGUGUAGGAGAACACAGUUUGUAUAUUAAACUGUGUUUAGGUUAAUCUUUAUCUGUUGAAUUUCUUCAUAAUAAAUAUAAUAGUAUAUUAUGGAAAACUAAGAACUGUUUAUAAUAUUGACAAUAAAUACACAGGGACCCUUA